GGCUUAAAGAAGGCCCGUUUAUUUAACUUACAAGCAACAGAGGUCGUUGAUGUUUGAACAUGUGUAAAUUGGUACCACUCACACUUUAUUCAGAUUACAGUUAAGCAAGAACUUGAUAAGCCUUUAGUUUGUCUGUUUUCAAGAAAAGAUGUCGCUGCAUCGGCUGUUCCAGCUGUCCUCUCUGCUGCGCUCCGCCGUGAGCCUCACCCUGCGCAGGAACAUCGGCAUCUCUGCGGUGGUCUUCAACAAGGCCAAGGAGCUCGACCCCAUCCAGAAGCUCUUCCUGGACAAGAUCCGGGACUAUAGCGGCAAGAGCAAGACCUCCGGCGGCAUUGUGGACGCGGGGCCCGAGUACCAGAAGAACAUGACUGAGGAAGUAACCAAACUGCAGAGGCUAUACGGAGGAGGAGACCUCAACAAGUUUCCAGACUUCAAAUUCUCUGACCCAAAACUUGAUGAAGGCGCCAAGUGAAGGACGUCCAUGUUGUAAAUCUCCUACAUGUCUCAAAUAUGUUGUAUUUAAUAAAAGAUUGGAGCGAAAAAUGA
Messenger RNA from Gambusia affinis (western mosquitofish), 546 nucleotides. It is a transcript of the gene atp5pf, whose product is annotated as ATP synthase peripheral stalk subunit F6. Gene Ontology annotation, molecular function: proton transmembrane transporter activity. Bases 149 to 472 code for a protein of 107 amino acids. NCBI's taxonomy places the organism in Eukaryota, Metazoa, Chordata, Actinopteri, Cyprinodontiformes, Poeciliidae. Gene Ontology annotation, biological process: proton motive force-driven ATP synthesis. The record is from RefSeq and is a predicted model, not a curated record. The transcript is spliced from 4 exons.